Messenger RNA from Theobroma cacao (cacao), 716 nucleotides. The record is from RefSeq and is a predicted model, not a curated record. NCBI's taxonomy places the organism in Eukaryota, Viridiplantae, Streptophyta, Magnoliopsida, Malvales, Malvaceae.
AUGAUUGAAUCUCUAAAUGAUAGUUCUAAUCAACGUGAUGAAGCACAGAAAGAUAAGCUAUCUCCAACAAAUUCUGAGGAAGAUUUGGAUGCUGAUAACUUACUUUUGUUAUGCUUUUAUGUUAUCUUUAUUGGCUUGUUAAUGACAUUUGAUUUUGGAAUGGAUAUGGAAAGAAAGGACCAAAAGGUUGAACAAAAGAAUAAAGAAAAGGAGAGGAAGUUGGUUGAGAGAGGAAGAAAGAAAUUAAGAGAAAAAGGGAGAGAAAAAUCGUGGGAGAGGAAGAGAAAAAGGAACGAAAAUUCUGCUCUUUUUUUUGGCACAGUUUUGUUGCACUUUGAGGGAGGAAAAGAAAGCUUUUUGCUGCAAUUUUUGGAGGAAGAAAAAGCUGAAAUUUUUGAGUUGGAAAUUUUGGAGGUUUUGCUGCCAUUAAAGGGUGCAGAAAAAUUGGAGCUGUUUGCUGCCAAUUUGUGUAGAAAAAUUGGACAGCAUUGUGCUGCCAAUUUAAAGGAGAAAAAGAAGCUUGGUGUUGCCAAUUUUUUGAGGAAAAGAGAGCUGAAAGUGCUACCACCGGAGGAGGAAGAAAACGACCCAAGGAAGAGAGGAAGCCACGGUGGUGAAGAGAGGAAGACAUGGUGGUGAAGGGAGUGACGGUGAAAGAGAGAAAAAAGAAAGAAACAGAAAAGAAAAGAAAAGAAAUAGAAAAUAAAAAUAGGCAU